Molecule: messenger RNA, 4547 nt
Organism: Conger conger (European conger)
Lineage: Eukaryota; Metazoa; Chordata; Actinopteri; Anguilliformes; Congridae
Gene: hpn
Product: hepsin
Exons: 12
Coding region: 145-1377 (410 amino acids)
Biological process (GO): proteolysis
Cellular component (GO): membrane
Molecular function (GO): serine-type exopeptidase activity; serine-type endopeptidase activity
Source: RefSeq, a predicted model, not a curated record
CCCCACACCCCUGGCCCCUUAGCGUCCACGCCGCUGCUUCUUCAUGCGUUAGAUUGAAUGCACUGCUCGCCUCACCUGUAUGGCAUGCCAGAGCAGAAGCCAUACCUGCGCCUUUGAAAAUUGAGGGUAACAGGAAGUCCCAGGAUGGUGGUCCUGACCCCCUGCCGAUUCGCCACCAUCUUGCUGACUAUGCUGCUCCUGGGGGGGAUCGGAGUGGCUGUGUGGGCAGUUGUAACGUAUCUGAUCAAGGCAGAAGACACGGGUUUGUAUGAGGUCCAAGUGAACUCUGCCAACCUGCGGCUCACCGUGUUCGACUCCACCCAGGGCAGGUGGAGGUAUGUCUGCUCCUCCAGUUCCAACCAGGUCCUGGCCAGCAUCAGCUGUGAGGAGAUGGGCUUUGUCAGGGCAUUGAACUACUCAGUGUCCACCAUCCCGGACGGCAGCAAAGACUCCGAGGACUUCUUCUGCGUGAACGCCAAGGAGAUCGUACAUGGAAGGAAGAUUAAGGAGUUCCUCCUGCCUUGCAACUGUGCAAGUGGGGAAGUUCUGACUGUGAUUUGCCAAGACUGUGGCCGUCGCAGCCUGACGGAGGACAGGAUUGUGGGGGGUGAGGAGUCUAAGCUGGGGCGCUGGCCCUGGCAGGUCAGUCUGCAGUAUGACGGGGCUCACCAGUGCGGGGGCUCCAUCAUCUCUGACCGCUGGAUCGUGAGCGCCGCGCACUGCUUCCCUGAGAGGUACCACCACGUGGCACGCUGGCGUGUGCUGCUGGGCUCCAUCUACAAGACGGCCACGCACAAGAGCGUGCACGUGGCCGAGGUUCAGACCGUGGUGUUCCACAGCAGCUACCUGCCCUUCAUCGACCCCACCAUCGAUGACAACAGCCGUGAUAUCGCCAUCCUGGCCCUCACCCACCCCCUUCAGUUCACCGACUACAUCCAGCCGGUGUGCCUGCCCACCCAUGGCCAGCGCUUGGUGGAGGGGAAGAUGGGGGCUGUGACUGGCUGGGGAAACACCGAAUAUUACGGCCAUUCCCCAGAUAUUCUACACGAGGCCUACGUUCCCAUCAUCAGCGACGCCGUCUGCACCUCCCCUGAGUACUACGACAGUCAGGUCACCAACACCAUGUUCUGCGCGGGCUACGAGAAAGGGGUCAUUGACGCCUGCCAGGGGGACAGCGGCGGACCGUUCGUGUCUGAGGACACGCUGUCGAAGACCAGCCGCUACCGCCUGCUGGGGGUGGUGAGCUGGGGCACGGGCUGUGCCCAGGCCAAGAAGCCUGGCGUCUACACCAAGGUGUCCAGGUUCCUGCCCUGGAUCUCCGCUGCUAUGAGGAACUACGAGAACAUGCCAGGUGUUCACAAAAUGGCCCGGGCGUGAAUAUUUGAGGCAGCGUCUUUUUUUGUUGCUGCCAAGGGGACUUGAGUGGACAUGUCAGAAAAACUCCUCCACUUCCCUCUCCCAAGGAACUUUUGUCUUUCCCCAUCUGACAAUCCCAGCACCCAAAGAGGUGAAUAAGGGGACACCGAUUAUCCCCAAGUGAUUUUUUGUACUAAAAGGAAAGUUAAGAUUUGUAAUAUUUUUAUAUUACAAAUAAUAUUAACUUGUUGACUGUUAAACAUAGCCACAGCCUUAGGAUUGUCUGCUAUCAUCAUCUGACUGAAGUGUCUCACUUUAAGUGUUCUUCCUUUUCAAGCUUAUGUUUAUCCAUUUUCUUGUUAUUGAUGCUGUAAUUUUGGAUGCCUGUUGAAUGUAUCAUUUAUGAUAGCUGGCUCUCCCUCACCCCGUAGUGCACCAAUUUGGCCCGUGCCAAGGUUUGUGUACUUAUAGACUUCCUGUUGAUUUUAUGUAUAGUUAUGUACGUUUUUUUUUUUUAAAGAGUGACACAUCGAAAGAAGCUAAAAUAGAAUUUGUAAUGACUUUUGGUGCUUUGACAGAGGAGUAGUUUUUAGAGGAGUCUGCAGGCUUCAGCUUUGAAGAUGUUAUAUUUUAUGAAAAGUAUAUAAUCUGAAAAAUGGUAAGUUGAUGUAUGAUGGUUAACGGCAGCCCGAAACUCAGUGCUUUGUAAAUGACUAAUUUCUCAAUGCAUUUUCAGAUAUAGAAAACUAUGAAAGACAAACCUUAUCACAUAUGACAUGGUUCUGCCUUUUAGAUUAUUAUGUACCUGUGAAGUGAAGUUGUUUAUGUGAAGCUAUCGUAUGAAGGUAUCCUAACAGAGUUCCGCUACCCAGCAGUGUGAGGGGUAAUGACCUCGCUUGGAGCAAGAUUUAGCCAUCCAUGGUGCACUUUGUCCUUUGAAUAAUUUGCCUUUUUUUGUUUUGGUUACUUGUGCAACAUUAAUCAAUGUGGUGUGCUGAAGCAGAUCAGCAAACACAGGCAGGGUCACGCAUGAAAUAACACAGCUGAGCAGAUGUGUGUCGCUGAGACUGAAUGCGAUGCGAAGCGAUGCGAUUACACACCAUUGUUGUAAAGGGCUAAAUGUGGUAAUGCCUUGAGCCAGAUACACCAUUUGUGAGGGCAAAGUAUAUUGUGGUGACAUUUAAUCUGGGACCUGGAUACAAAAUGGCUCCAUGGUAUGGGAUGAAACCGGAUUAGUUUUUUUAUCUUAAGAAAGUUAUUUCCCUUUCUCGUUCUUGCACUUUCCCCGCCUUUCCAGUUUCUCAGUAAAUGUCCUCAGUAGGAUUGAAGAUAAUUCUGUGAAAAUCUUCACACUGGGUAUUGCUAAUCAUGAUGCUAUGUUGCCCACAGCCUCGCCCUUGUAUUUCUUUUAAUUGACACUAUGUGUUAUAUUUAACUUAAUUUAUGCAGCUGUCUAUAUGUAGCCUACACAAGCAAACACAAUUUGCAGUGGGCUGUAAGCAAAGUAGUCCUGAGAUCAGAGCAAGAGCUGGAGCAUCAUUUCUCUCUUUUUUAUUAAAAGGCACCAUGGAAACAGACCUUUGUUUCUCUUCAUUUCUGUGUCUCAGUGGUCAGUAGUGCCUUGCCUUGCUCCACGCACAAACACAAAUGUCUAUACCUUCGGGUACCUUAGUAUUCAAUAUGUUGUUUGUUUAUGUUGGCUGUGUUUUGAUAACUCGAGGUUUUUGUAACCUGCUACACAUUUAGAAUAAGAUCAGAGUCCAGUCCUUGGUCCUUUUCUAUUCUGUCAACUGCCAGAAUCUGUUUAUACUAGCCUAGUUAUUAUAUACACUCAGUGAGCACUUUAUUACUUUUAUCAGUGAGACUUUUUUUUUUUCUUCUGCUGCUGUAGCCUAUCCACUUAAGAUGUUUGAUGCAUUGUGUGUUCAGAGAUGCUCUUCUUCACACCACUGUUGUAAUGUCUGGUUAUUCCCUUCUCCUCUGACCUCAUUAACAAGGCGUUUUUUCCUGCAGAACUGCUGCUUACUGGAUGUUUUUUUGUUUUUCGCAUCAUUCUCUGCAAACUCUAGAGACUGUUGUGUGUGAAAAGCCAGGGAGAUCAGCAGAUAUCCCAACCACCCUGCCUGGCACAAGCAAUCAUUCCACGGUCAAAGUCACUUAGAUCCCAUUUCUUCCCCAUUCUGACAUUUGGUCUGAAAAACAGCUGAACCUCUUGUCUGCAUGCUUUUAUGCCUUUAUUGAUUGGCUGAUUAAAUAUUUGCAUUAACAAGCUAGUGUACAGGUCUACCUAAUAAAGUGCUCAGUGAGUGUAGCAGGCAAUGUCAUUGUGGAACAGGUGAUUGACAGAAUUGAGGCCCUUAGGAUGGUGUGGAUCCAUGUUUUUGGUGAGAGAGAGAACUCUUUCUAUUAGCUGGCUCUGGAGGGAGGGUGUCAGAAAUCCAUGACAUUAACUCAUCUCACACGCUUUCGCAGUGGGAAAUGCAAGCUGCUGAAUACGAACGUUACGGAUGUUUGAAUCAGUGUUUUUUUUAUUCAGCGUAGCUUACCUUAGCUUAGCUUGUGACAUGAUACUAAGUACACAACCGGUCAGACACGAGAUGCAGUGAGUCUAACCACAGACUGACCCGUUGAUGUGGGCUGAUCAAUCCGGUGUGAGGCUGCCUGUUGCCUUGAGAACGGGUUUGAAGUAGCCACGCACCAGGGUCCUCUGCGGUAGCUUAUACCUGGUAGAAAAAGGCAAGGUACUUUUAAGUGCUGCUUUUCCAUUCACUGUGAAUGGAGAUUCAUCUUCCUUGUGAACCAUUUUAUUGUUGUGGCAACCUUGAUGUUUGUUAGUGUUUUUAUUCAGUGAAAUGGAGUUAGCGUUUAUAGUCCCUGUAUUUCUUUUGGUUUCUGUUGACACACAUUAAUUGGCACUAACCACUUGGCGUUGAGUAUGUCUGAUUUCUCUGUCAGCGAUUGUCUGCCACAUCCAGCAGCUUGCACUUUUCCCCUGGCUGUGGGUCUUCAUUCCACUUUAUUGACAAGAACUCAGAACUUGUGUGAAUGUAUGUAAGUUGUCUGUAUUCACAGAGAUUAAGACAUGCAUAGAACUGGCUCGCGCCUUAUAAUUCGUUGGCAAUUAUAUAUAUUCUUUGUUCUAUUCAGCUCAAGGAAAUUAUUGUAUGUGUGAAUACUGGUAUAUCAUUGUA